This is a messenger RNA of Xenopus laevis (African clawed frog), 1257 nucleotides long. RefSeq names its product protein kinase C theta type-like. NCBI's taxonomy places the organism in Eukaryota, Metazoa, Chordata, Amphibia, Anura, Pipidae. The coding region runs from base 1 to 1257 and encodes 418 amino acids. The transcript has 10 exons. The record is from RefSeq and is a predicted model, not a curated record.
AUGGAUGAUGUUGGGGGGCGAUGGAUGAUGUCAGCGGCGGACCAGUGCUGUAAGGGCGGGGCAGAUGAUAUAAGGGGCGGAACUGAAGACGUGAUUCUCAGUGAUGAAGAGUAUGAUUACUCUGUGGAUUAUUACUCGCUGGGUGUAACGCUGUUUCAGAUUUCCACUGGACUGAAAGUAGACCAAUUAUAUACCCCAGAGGCUAAAGCUGAAAUAAACAAACUUAGCCCUGAGCUCCGGGACUUUAUCCUGAAGCUUCUGUGUGGUAAUCCCGAGAAAAGGAUGGAAUUUGUCAGCUCCAUGAAGAGUCACCCUUUUCUUGAGCCCAUUAACUGGGAGGCCCUGGAAAGUGGAAAACUUAAACCACCAUUCACAAUGGUGCUACUAGCACGAGAGUUAGACACAAAGCAGUUGAUAGCAGUAAAAGUGGCUGCGAAGAGCAAAGUACUGGAAUUUGUGUCUAGCGUUAUGAUUGAGAUGGAAAUACUAAAAGCUGCCCAGGACUGCGAGUUCCUCACGCCAGAAUACGUCACUUUUCAGUCUAAGGACGACAUUUAUUUCGUGAUGGAAUAUUUAUCAGGAGCUCCUUGUAUACAUUUUAUCAGCAGGAAAAACCCCUUAAUAUGGAAACCAUUCGUAAGUGGCAGAGAAAGUUUCUGGCAGCCGAAAUCAUUUGCGGACUGGAUUUCCUUCAUGCGCGGGGAUAUAUCCAUCGACCUGAAACCAGACAAUAUUCUGCUGGAUGGCAGGGGUCAUGCCAAGAUAGCCGAUUUUGGCCUGGCUACUCGCAUCGUUAAUGGAAAAGCCAAAGGCUGCGCUGGAACCCUAGGAUAUGUGGCUCCGGAGAUUCUCAGUGAUGAAGAGUAUGAUUACUCUGUGGAUUAUUACUCGCUGGGUGUAACGCUGUUUCAGAUUUCCACUGGACUGAAAGUAGACCAAUUAUAUACCCCAGAGGCUAAAGCUGAAAUAAACAAACUUAGCCCUGAGCUCCGGGACUUUAUCCUGAAGCUUCUGUGUGGUAAUCUCGAGAAAAGGAUGGAAUUUGUCAGCGCCAUAAAGAGUCACCCUUUUCUUGAACCCAUUAACUGGGAGGCCCUGGAAAGUGGAAAACUUAAACCACCAUUCACAAUGCCUCAACCUAAAAUAUUAGGCAAAGGUGUGCCAUAUACGACGCUGAUGAGCUUCAAUGCAAAGACUGUUCCCAUCAGUGAGAGUCAACAGGGACUAUUCAAAGGCAUACCAUUUGUGAAAUUGUGA